This is a messenger RNA of Entrophospora candida, 209 nucleotides long. Lineage: Eukaryota; Fungi; Glomeromycota; Glomeromycetes; Entrophosporales; Entrophosporaceae. The record is from the annotation of a GenBank genome assembly.
CUCAACUCCUGGCCACCAGAAACACUACAAUGACAGAAUUGCGGUCAUCGAGAGCGUUUCAUUGAGAGUUUGUCAUGCUGGGAAAGCAGUAUUCUCAAAAUCACCAUGGACUAUACAAAAAGUAACUUUUUAUGUGGCAUGGCAAUCUUUAAUACAGCAAGUACCUGUUCAGAAAGAUAAUUUGUUUUGUGGAAUGGGAUUGAAUUUAC